Molecule: messenger RNA, 2433 nt
Organism: Blastomyces dermatitidis ER-3
Lineage: Eukaryota; Fungi; Ascomycota; Eurotiomycetes; Onygenales; Ajellomycetaceae
Product: lysyl oxidase-like protein 2/3/4
Exons: 4
Coding region: 624-2282 (552 amino acids)
Molecular function (GO): oxidoreductase activity
Source: RefSeq, a predicted model, not a curated record
CCAGCGAUUCAACGCCCUGUUCCUGUAAGUAACCCUCCAUGGGAUGGUUUCCAAUAUGGCUGGAUGGGCCGUUCCGGCAGCUUCAUCUUUGAGCCACAUCCUAGCCCUUGCGGUCCCCGCGCCUCUCGCAUGUUUCCUGUGUCCCGCCCCGUAUCAAUCAACUUGCAAUAACAGAGAAAUCUUCGAGGGCUUAUUUUUUCUACUAUUUUGCGAAAUAAGCUUGAAGCGCUAUUCGUUUUUGAACUAUUUUCCUGCUCUAAUUUUCUAUGUUCUCUCAUGUCCUGCCCCGUUCUCUCGGUCAUCUGACAGCGAAAAAAGUGUUCAUCAUGAGCUUUAAGCUCUCAUUGGCGGCGUUCGCGGAACAAGCUAUGGAACAGCUUAUGUUACUCGAUGUUCUAGCCACCCAGCUCAACCACUUGAUUUACAUAUAUGCUUUGUAGUGCCCAACAAAUACCUAGAAACUUUUGCAUACUCGUCUUCGAGUUUUUUGUUGUACCUGUCUUUCCGGUUUCCUCUUAUAUUGAAAGAUCUCGGUUUAAGCUGAGGACAGGAUCCUUAUACAUAUCCCUACUAUCAUUAAUAACUUUGCCACCCCGACUGAAUCCUCCACAUAAGCUUCUACCAUGGAAUGCAGAGCUAACGGUCUAUCGAAAUCCGCAAAAUGGCUCCAGAUAUCCCCUCUAACCUUGGAUCUUCCUCUCUGCCAGAGCCUACAUUCCACAGCGGGUCUGCCUAAACAUAGAAAGGGUUUCACUAGCCCCUCCACCAUGCACAGGACCCCGCACGUGGGAAUUGUCGGUGCGGGCCUCGCGGGCUUGAGAUGUGCAGAUGUUCUACUUGAUACUGGCUUUCGAGUAACUAUCCUCGAAGCUAGGAAUCGAAUUGGCGGUCGCGUAUGCCAAAGCGACGUUGGCAAGUAUGAAGUGGAUGUUGGACCAAACUGGAUACAUGGGACACAAAACAAUCCCAUCGCAGAUCUCAGUAACAGUUCAAAAACUAUUACCCAUGCAUGGGGUGGUUUGCAAAAUGUUAUUGAUACAUCCGGAGAGCCUCUGGAUGGGAGACUGAUAGCAAGGAUUUCAGACUUUAUAUGGACGACUGUGGAAGAUGCAUAUGAAUAUAGUCGUCUGAACAAAGAAAUCAUUCCAGCAGACAAGAGCCUCUUUGACUUUAUUAAGGAGCAGCUGGAAAAAGCAGAGUUUUCGGAAGUUGAGAAGGAAAAAUGCAUUGAGCUGUCGAAAUUAUGGGGUUCAUACAUUGGGUCUCCAAUUGAUAGACAGAGCUUGAGAUUCUUCUUUCUGGAAGAGUGUUUAGAAGGGACCAAUCUUUUUGUGGCAUCCACAUAUAAGAAAAUCGUCGACUCAGUAGCUGCCGCUGCACUCAAACGCGCUGAAGUCCAUCUCAAUGACCCUGUGGUCAAAGUUGAAGCAAAACCCCGAGUUUCGGGUACGAACCACCAAGUUAGUGUUACGACAUCAACGGGGACCCAAUAUGUCUUUGAUGAGCUGGUAACCACGUUCCCCCUCGGCUGGCUCAAGCAAAAUAAAUCCGUCUUCCAACCGGCCCUGCCAGCCCAUCUCUCCAAGGCCAUCGACAACAUCUCAUACGGCCAACUAGAAAAGGUCUACAUCCACUUCCCCUCCGCUUUCUGGGAACAACAACCAACCACGGGCCCCACCACCAGCACAAAACACCCCCUAUCAGCCCUCCAAAAAUCCCAAACCCCACUUCCCGAAAUCUCCCCGUUCACCGAAUUCCUCUCCCCCACCUACACAAACCACCCAGUCACCACCCCCUUCUGGAACCAACAAUGCGUCUCCCUCUCCGCCCUUCCCAGCCCAUUUGCCCACCCAACCCUCCUCUUCUACCUCUACGGCCCCUCCGCCACCCAUCUCGUCUCCCAAAUCCACGCCAUGCCCCCCUCCUCAAAGGAAUACCACGACACAAUUAACACUUUCCUGCACCCCUUCUACUCUCGCCUACCAGGCUACGACCCCUCGUCGCCCAAUUGUCAUCCAACUGCCGUCCUCGCCACGCAGUGGCAAAAGGACCCCUGGGCGGGGAACGGCAGCUACUCGAAUUUCCAGGUCGGGUUGGAGCAGGGGGAUCGCGAUAUUGAGAUUAUGCGCGAGGGCAUGGGUGUUGAGCGCGGGGUGUGGUUUGCGGGCGAGCAUACGGCGCCGUUUGUGGGGUUGGGGACGACGUCGGGGGCUUAUUGGAGCGGGGAGGCGGUUGCGGGUCGGAUUUGUGAGUUCUUAGCUGGAACAGGUACCGGUGGAUAGCGGGGAGCUGGCGGGUUGCCGGGGUUAGAUUGCUUUUGAGGUCGUGAAUGGGUUUAAGUGGGGAUAUUUCUAGUUUGUGUGGGUAUUGGUGAUUUUCCGGGACGGGAUAGCUAGGUCAAUUUCGGUACCUUUGCUUGUGGCCAUGUUUUUU